AUGGUGGACGUGCUGGGCGGGCGGCUCCUGGUGACCCGGGACGGCCGGGCGGUGGAGGCCGAGGCGGCGCUGCAGAACAAGGUGGUGGCGCUGUACUUCGCGGCCGGCCGGUGCGCGCCGUCUCGCGACUUCACGCCGCUGCUCUGCGACUUCUACACGGCUCUGGUGGACGAGGCGCGGCCGCCCGCGCCCUUCGAGGUGGUCUUCGUGUCGGCCGACGGCAGCGCGCAGGAGAUGCGGGGCUUCAUGAGCGAGCUGCACGGCGCCUGGCUGGCGCUGCCCUUCCACGACCCCUGCCGGCAUGAGCUGAGGACCAGGUACAACAUCACAGCCAUCCCCAAGCUGGUGGUGGUGAAGCAGAAUGGGGAGGUCAUCACUGACAAGGGGCGGAAGCAGAUUCGGGAGCGGGGGCUGGCCUGCUUCCAGAACUGGGUGGAGGCAGCCAGCGUCUUUCAGAACUUCUCAGGUUGA
Messenger RNA from Talpa occidentalis (Iberian mole), 471 nucleotides. It is a transcript of the gene NXNL2, whose product is annotated as nucleoredoxin like 2. Bases 1 to 471 code for a protein of 156 amino acids. Gene Ontology annotation, biological process: sensory perception; photoreceptor cell maintenance. NCBI's taxonomy places the organism in Eukaryota, Metazoa, Chordata, Mammalia, Eulipotyphla, Talpidae. The record is from RefSeq and is a predicted model, not a curated record. The transcript is spliced from 2 exons.